AUGGCUACCGGUCAUACUGUUGAGGCUCUGUCUCCAGACAUUCCAGACUACAAUAUCGUUCCCGGCACAGUGUAUCUUGUUCAAGGUGCACAUCAGGUUGGACUCAGCUCUCAGGAUAUCAUCCUACACCCAACACCAUCGUCAGACCCCAGCGAUCCGUUACGAUGGUCAUUCUGGCGAAAGACUUAUCACCUCUUCCUCCUCUUCUGGUAUAGCUCUAUCGUCGGCGCUGUCACCAACUGGGAAAGCGUCAUUUAUCUGAAUUUGAUGGAAGCCUACAACACUACAAUCGAUCAGCUGAACAUCGGAGCAGCAGUUAUGAUACUGCUACUAGGCGUGGGUAAUGUCUUCUUCGUACUUCUUUCCAAUAAAUUCGGUCGACGAUCGGUCUACAUCUGGACGAUGCUCAUGGUCGUUGUUUCCCAGAUCAUCAUGGCCUUGUCGAAGGAUAUCAGGUACUAUCAAGGCGCACACUUUCUGCUCGGUAUGGAUGCCGCUCCCUUCAAGGCUUUGCGAGGCUCGAAGCUCAGCAUAUACGUCUUCGGACUGGCCUUUGGCAGUUUUAUUGGUCCGAUCUGUGCUGGAUAUAUGGUCGAGACACAGACUUGGCGUUGGGUAUACUGGUGGGGCGUCCUCUUGACUGGCGCGCUUCUGAUUCUGUUCUACCUUACCUUCGAGGAAUCUCGGUUCCUCAGAUCGGUCGACCCUGAUGAAGGACUUGUUGUCCCAUUACCUGCUAAGUCGACUCUGGACCUCGACGACCACCAUACUUCGAGUGUGGACGACUCUAAGCACGACUACAAGGUCGACGAAGAGUUGCGCCGACACAAUACCAAUAACCAUACCGCACAUGUCGGAGAAGUCUUCGAGACCACUAAUUGGAGUCCUCAAUUCGGUUUGUGGAAGAGCUACCCUGACUCAUGGGGUCAAGUUUGUCGGGAGUUUGUCGCUCCACUCUCGAUCUCAUGGUUUCCAGCCGUCUUCUGGUGUGGCCUGAACUAUGACACAUGCGUAUCUUGGUUAUCCGUCCUGGCUACUACCGUCGCAGAGGUCUUCGCUGUCCCACCCUACAACUUCUAUUAA
Molecule: messenger RNA, 1083 nt
Organism: Recurvomyces mirabilis
Lineage: Eukaryota; Fungi; Ascomycota; Dothideomycetes; Mycosphaerellales; Teratosphaeriaceae
Exons: 3
Coding region: 1-1083 (360 amino acids)
Biological process (GO): transmembrane transport
Cellular component (GO): plasma membrane
Molecular function (GO): transmembrane transporter activity
Source: RefSeq, a predicted model, not a curated record